This is a messenger RNA of Solanum stenotomum, 1212 nucleotides long. RefSeq lists its product as uncharacterized. The transcript is spliced from 6 exons. NCBI's taxonomy places the organism in Eukaryota, Viridiplantae, Streptophyta, Magnoliopsida, Solanales, Solanaceae. Bases 337 to 996 code for a protein of 219 amino acids. The record is from RefSeq and is a predicted model, not a curated record.
UAUGUCUGACUUGUAUUAUAUAGGAGGUCCUCGUGAAUCUGCUGAGCCAAAAAAAGUUAAGAGGAAAGAACAUUUGUAAAAAUGUUGGACGACUCAAACCAGGUGAAAAAUUGAGUCACUUUUUAUCAGAAUCGAGUUGUUGGAAAUCAUCAUACAUCAUUUGUCACACUUGGGGAUUUUAGUUCGUGAUCGUAAUAUGUGUCCAUUGCGGGUACACUCAUGGAUGGACAUCGAAAAAUAUAAGCUAGAACAUAUGUGGAAUGCCAUUAUGGAUAAAUUUGUCAGUGACGACAUGAAUGAUCAAAAAGAACAUGUCUUGCAACAUAUGCGAAGGUUAUGGAUAAUUGGAGAGGAUCACUACCCAGGAAUGUGAAGUCUAAGACAUUUUGCGAUGCUCUAAAAUAUGUGCCAAAAGAGGUAGACAAGGGUGAUUGGGAAUGGCUAGUUAAAGAGCAUUUUCUGAGUCACAAGUUUAAGGAAACAAGUACAAGAAACUCAGUGAAUAGGUCUAAGAUGAGUAUGCCUCAUCAUACGGGUAGUAAGCCUAUUAGAGAGAUUAUUUAUGAAUUGGGAGGAAAAGAUGGUAAGCCACCAAACAUGGACACUACCUUCUUCGAGACACAUAAGAAGGAUAACAAGCUUGCUGAACCUGAAACAAAUGCAAAAUAUGUUAAGAUCCAGAAACUGGUUCAAUCUGAUUCAUCUCUUACAAAUAUUGAGGUCGUCAAAAAGUGCUUUGGACCUCAACGUAAGAGUCAUGUGAUUGGAUUUGGAGGUGGGAUAACCGCUAAGGAGUUGAAAGGUGGUAACUCUUCAAAGGCUGCAUUGCUAGAUAAGUUGAGUGCAAGUGAAAAAGAAAAUGAAUUAUUAAAAAAACGCAUGGAUGAGUUGGAGAAUAAAUGUCAACGCAUGGAUGAGCUUGAGAGAAAAUAUGAACAACUUGCAAGUGUAGUGUUUGGUGAACCUACAUCACCGCCAUCUUCCACUGAUCAAUAGAUGAACCAGUUAACAGCUCAAGAAUUUCAAAGUGAAGAAUUUAUCAUUCAAGAAAGUAAGGAGCAAGUUGAAGUUCACAAGGAUUUUAAAAGACUAUCUUAUGUAUAUAUAUGUUGCAAAUUUCAAUUUUUUAUAUUAGGAGUUGAUUAAAGUAUUGAUAUACACAAUUUGGAUAUGGGAUAUAUAACUUUCUUUAGUUUAUUUUUAUCAAUGAAG